Molecule: messenger RNA, 1385 nt
Organism: Megalops cyprinoides (Indo-Pacific tarpon)
Lineage: Eukaryota; Metazoa; Chordata; Actinopteri; Elopiformes; Megalopidae
Product: beta-2-microglobulin-like
Exons: 4
Coding region: 99-449 (116 amino acids)
Biological process (GO): peptide antigen assembly with MHC class II protein complex; immunoglobulin production involved in immunoglobulin-mediated immune response; antigen processing and presentation of exogenous peptide antigen via MHC class II
Cellular component (GO): MHC class II protein complex
Molecular function (GO): MHC class II protein complex binding
Source: RefSeq, a predicted model, not a curated record
CCGGUGCUUUCACUUUAUACAGGGCAUAGAUCGCGAUAAGCAUACGUCUUUAUCGUGUCUCCGGAUUGUACUACGAAAACGAAGACAUUUUAGGAAAAAUGAAGUUUUACCUUGCGGCCGUUGUGCUGAUCGUCGCACUCUUCGGAGUUAACGCGAAGACAUCCCCUCCCAAGGUUCAGGUGUACAGCCGGAACCCCGGGGAGUUCGGCAAGUCCAACACCCUGAUCUGCCACGUCAGCGGCUUCCACCCCCCCGACAUCAGCAUCACCCUGCUGAAGGACGGAGUGGAGAUCCCCAAGGCUAAGCAGACCGACCUGGCCUUCGAGCAGAGCUGGCAGUUCCACCUGACCAAGAGCGUCCCCUUCACACCCGAGAAGGGCGAGACAUACUCCUGCAAAGUCAGGCACAUGCAGGACACCAAGAACUACAACUGGGAGCCUGACAUGUAAGGUCUUGGAGAGGAGAGCUGGUAGCAGGAGCCAUUACCAUUGCAAAAUUUCCACCGCAUAUAUACUCUCUUGGAAUCCACAUAAUCAAUAACUACUCACUGCUGAGCUGAAAACAGAUCUGUGUGCCGACUCUACAAACUGGGAUGUUGAAUAAUUUGAUAUUUGAAUAUUCUGUGGCUCCUGAGAUUGAACUUUCAUAUAAUCAAAUCCCACUUUUUCCCAAGCACUGUAUGAAUCUCCUGUUCUUCCUGUAAAUAAUGACUCACUGCUAAGGUAUCACUCGCUUGCAUUUUCAGGUAGGGAAAGGAAUACAUGAAAUAUAAACUAUUUUUUGAUGCAGGUUUGUUUUGUUUUUCAUGAAAAUUGAUAAGAGGGAGGGAUAAGGGAAAAACUGUUAAUUCCUGUUAAUUAACAAGAAUCUUACCACUCGCUCCAGUAACUGGUUCAUUCAGUAUACUGGAAUGUUGGCCUUAUCUCUGCAACAACAGCUUCUCCUCUGAAUUGAAAGGCGUGCAAAUUCUUUCUGCAAGAAGCGAUAGGCUGUUUAAUUCAUUGUAAGCACUGAUUGUCUAUUCUGCCACUCCUCAUGUGAUGUUUUUGCAUGUUUCUUGAACAUUUUGCCAAGAGUUUAUUAGAAAUGAAUAAAUUCAAAAAAUAACAUAAAAAUAAUAAUCAGAGCGCUUCGUAGACAUUUAUAUUAGAAAGGAAAAUGUAGGGGUGUUGAUAACUUUUACAACUCCAUUGCAAUGGGGGGUGGUGAGCAUUAUGUGAUAGAUUUUGUUAAGCUGUAAUAGCAAGUUCUAAAUGUUGCCUCAGUUGUAGUUGUUUAAUACUCUUGAUUGUUAUUUAACCGACUCCCAUGCAUCUUUUAAACGAACCAAAAACUGGGAUUUGGGGUCUGUUGUAAAAAUUAUGGAUUAAACAUUCUUUGUAACA